Molecule: messenger RNA, 3562 nt
Organism: Sardina pilchardus (European sardine)
Lineage: Eukaryota; Metazoa; Chordata; Actinopteri; Clupeiformes; Clupeidae
Product: protein Tob2
Exons: 2
Coding region: 347-1636 (429 amino acids)
Biological process (GO): regulation of gene expression
Cellular component (GO): nucleus; cytoplasm
Molecular function (GO): transcription corepressor activity
Source: RefSeq, a predicted model, not a curated record
UCCUCUUGUACUGGUGAUGGGUCUGCAGUACACCAAUGAAUUUGUAGAGUAAAAUAUCUUAAACUUUUCUGCAAUCAACUCCUCUGCAAUACCGUUCUAUUUCAAUUUAACUUAAAAACCAAGGAGCAAAAGAAGCAGGCGUGCCAUCAGAGGAAUAUUGAUGGAGGACUGAAGAUUAUGGUGGUCUCUUGGCAAUUUUUACUGUAAAGCCUUCUGAUACACUGGAUCAGACUUUUUUUGUAUCUCCUAUUCACUCUGGGAAAGUGAAGGGAACGGAGGAAGCUUUGACUUGCAUAGUGGCUUCACUCAAGUAUAAACACAGUGCUUACGAGACUGCUUUCUAACCAUGCACCUGGAGGUGAAGGUAGCCAUUAACUUCAUUGUGUCCUACCUGUACAACAAGCUUCCCAGACGGCGUGCAGAUUUAUUUGGUGAGGAGCUCGAGCAAAUCCUUUUGUUGCGCUUCGAUGGCCAUUGGUACUCUGACUCACCUUUGCGUGGGUCUGCCUACCGAUGUCUGCAUCUGGGCUUUAUCAGGGACCCUGUUGUGGAGCUGGCAGCCAAGAGAAGUGGGCUGGACACUGAGGAGGUCCGCGCCAACGUCCCGGAGGAGUUGACCGUCUGGAUUGACCCUCAUGAGGUAUCCUACAGAAUGGGGGAGGGCAGUGCUUUGAAGGUACUGUACCUUGACGAUCCACUCGGUUUAGGGAGUGAGGCUGAAAUGGCCGAGGCCAUCCUGAGUAAAGGAGACCUAGAGGCAGAUGAGGUGAAAAGCUUGGGGUUCAACCCCGAGGCCCAGGUGUUUGUGCCGAUUGGUGGCCAGAUGUCACCCAUCCUUCUGCCCUCUCUGUCCAGCUCACCCACACCCCUGUCUACCUCAUCCUGCCAAGGCUUGUACUGCUACUCGGCAUCUAGCACCCCCACCAACCCCACCGCUCACUCCUCAAACACUUCCACUCCAUCUCCACCGAGUGGUGGACUCCCUUACCUGCAGGCCCAGCAGCAGCAGCAGCAGCAGCAGCACACUCCGCUCCCGCCAAACACUCGGCCGCCUCCGCAGCCCAUCACCUUCACCACAGCCACUUUUGCCGCCACAAAGUUCGGCUCCACCAAGAUGAAGAAGUCCAGUAACGCCGGAUCCACUGUGGUGCCCGGCAUAGGCAUGUCUCAGCAGCAGCAGCAGCAGCAGCAGCAGCAUCAGCAGCAGUCGCAGCAGUCCCAACCGCAGAUGCUCAGUCGCUCUCCCACCACCAUCUCUCCUCCUGGGCUGCUGAAGCACAAGUCCCUCUCCCUCUCUCUGCACUCGCUGGGAGGGGGGGCCAUGUCCAGCCAGCUCUCCCCUAAUGCCAAAGAGUUUGUUUAUCCGUCCACCCAGGGCCACCUCUACUUCGAUGUGGACACCCCGACCUUGCCGCCUCACGCCAGCCCCUUCCAGGCCACCUCUGCUCAUGGUCACCCCCACACCCACCCGUCCUUCGACCCCUUCGCCAGCCCUCCGCCAGGUCAAACUGUGGGCAUCAUCAAUGCUAACACAGGAAUCUCGUUUGUGGAGAAACCCACGUUUGUUGAUGGUCUGAGUGGGUAUAACCUGCAGUAUCCAAACCAAGCCUUCCAACCUGUGGUUCUGGCCAAUUAACCAUGUCUUUCGAUGAUUCCAAAAUAUCAACAUAAAGGUAGUAGUGGUCUCGGACCUUUUCCCUCCCCUCAAAGAGUUGUUGUUACUAACACUUAGCUAAGAGCUUAGAGCUAGUAUUAAGACUACAGAUGCGACUACUUUGUGUGUCUUGUCAUAUCACUCAUUAGUUUCAGGUGUUUUAUUAUGCCAGAGGAGUAACAAGCCUCUUGUCAAAACCAUUGUCUUUUGAGUUUAAUGUUGACCACCUUUUUGGCGGGGCCCCUUUUCUUUUUACAUGGACGUACAAACCCCCAACACCAGUGUCAGGGUUAUCAUUCUCAAGCUUGCACUGCACCCUCCUGCUGUGAAAAAAGGAGCAGAUGUUGGAUGGCUUUGGAAAGCUAGGCUGUCUCUCGGCAUGCUGUGUUAGUCAGACCUGAGUAAUGAUCCUCACUGAGCACCCUUUUUUUUUGCUUUGUGCCAAUGUCAUUUUCAUAUACUUUUAUUUUUUUUGUGGCUUGUGACCUUAAGUCAGCCUUUGUUAAGAGGACCUGAUUUGGUUGAGCUAAAACUGCACCUGUCCUGCGCACAUACAUGCAUAUUGUGAACUUUGAUUGUGUCACGCUUAAGGACAAUUCUGGUUGAAUGUAAAGAGCUUGGGCGUAUGUUUGCUGUUGAUGUCCCUCGGAAGGGUUGUGAGGUGGUACACUUUAAAUAUGUUUGGCAAGGAGUUCCAUAGCAAUUCUAAAUGACCGAUAAGGAAAACGCAUCAAGCCUGGCUGGAUUCAGAUUCUGUGAAAGAAUAGCUAUAAAAAACCAAGUAAUCUGUUUUUUUACCUCUCCUUCCAGCACACUCACGUGCACACAAGCAAUCCCAGUCAGCAGAGCAUGAAGGUGAGAGGGCGGUAUUGGAGGGAGGGAGGGGGGGAUGGGGACGACGCUAGUGGCAGGGAUUGGGAUAAAUGGCUUAGUGUGACUUUGACUAUGAAGAUUUUACUCUGCAAGGAGAGGAGGCGGAGAAAAGGGAUGUGAGGUAAACAGUAUAGGCAUCAGUAGAAGCUUUUGCCAUCAUGUCUGCACUGGUAGAGCUGCACUGUGUAGAGAGGCUCUUUUUUAUACAGUAUAUAUAAAAAACUUUUGCACUUUUUUUCCCCCCUUUUCACCGUGAUUCGGUGAACAGCGCAGUUGAGAUUUACUGCCCAAAUGUGAAGGCAAGAGCAAUGCAAUGGAAGAGUACAUAUAUUGCAACGGUGAAUGUUGUCUGUUUUCAUUUAUGAGGUAUACAAGAGCCCUCUAGCUCACUGAUAUUUUGUCUGGGGACAGGGCACAUGUUCUAGUGGCCUCUUAGUCCUAUUCAAUUCCUGAAAUAUCCAGGGGAAAGCAUGGGGAAAGCCAUAUCAUCCACUGUUUGGCCUGUUGGCCUGGUAAGUGAUCAGAUGAGUGCUGUAAUUUUUGGAUUAGGGUUGGGUGAACGAAGAGGUUCUUCUAUUCUUCAUCUGAAUGUUUCUGUGCCCAAAUUGUGCCCAUGAAUAAUUUACAUGUGAGCUAUCUCGAGGCCCCUGACUUGAUGUUGCCCUUUCAUCAUCUGUCCCAUUCCAUUUUUUUGUUUUUGUUUAGAUUUGGCUAGCUGGGUACUGCUCUGUGAGUGAGAUUGGGUGAAAUGGGUGUAAUUUUUUACAUUCGUUUGUAAUUUAUUUACAAUUUUCUAUAUUUUCGUGUGUUUUUGAAAGAAAAUAUCUAUGACAUUUGUAUAAAAAAGUAUGACAUGAAUAUGUAUAGAUUUCUUAUGUUUAAAUAUCCUUUCUUUAGUUUCUUAUGUGCUGAAGUUAUUUUUCCAGAAUAACUAUAAAUAUAUAUGCAAGAGAGAUAAAUAAAAUGUGUAAAACAAAGUAUUGAAUGUGUAUUGUACCUUGUAUAGAGUUUGUUUAAUAAAAGACGGGUAAUAUA